AUGCCUUCAAUUUUAUCAUCAAGUAAUAAUUAUGAAGAUUCUGAAGAGAAUGACUUACCAACUGGGGUAUUUAUAUUAUUAACUGAUUGUUACUCUCCUACAUGUACAAGAGAUAAUUUAUACUACAGCAUUGCUUGUCCUAGAAGAUUGGAACAGGCAAAACAGCAUUUGAAAGUGGAUUUCCCAAACCGUGUUAAAGCUAAUAGGUGUCUUCAUGCAAGAAAACAUAGGAUGCCAAAUCAAGAUUUUAACCGUUCAACAAGUCACAGUUCUAUGUCUGAUAGAAGAAAG
Dentiscutata erythropus is the source of this 291-nucleotide messenger RNA. NCBI's taxonomy places the organism in Eukaryota, Fungi, Glomeromycota, Glomeromycetes, Diversisporales, Gigasporaceae. The record is from the annotation of a GenBank genome assembly.